AUGGAAGUAUACAUCGAUGACAUGUUAGUCAAAUCACUCAAGGAGGAAGACCACGUCGCGCAUCUACGGGAAUGCUUCGAACAAUUGAACAAGCACAACAUGAAACUAAACCCGGCAAAGUGUAGGUUCGCGGUCACCUCGGGAGAAUUCCUCGGCUAUCUGACAAAUGCCUGCCCUUCUACGACACCCUCCGAGGAAACAAAAAAAUUUGAGUGGGACGAACGAUGCGAGACGGCUUUCCAGGAAUUGAAGGAUUAUCUAGCGAGCCCACCAAUCUUAGCAAAACCAGUCGAAGGAGAGCCGCUCUUCCUCUACAUCGCAGUGUCUGCUACAGCAGUAAGCGGAGUGCUUAUCAGAGAAGAACGAUCCAAGCAAAAGCCCAUUUUCUACAUCAGUCAGACAUUGACCGACGCCGAGACUCACUACCCCCAGAUCGAGAAGGUUGCCCUAGCCGUCGUAGUCUCGGCUCAGAAACUGCGCCCAUACUUUCAAUCACAUUCGAUUGUUGUGCUCGCUACGCUUCCACUGCGCUCGAUCCUACACAGCCCUAGCCAAUCCGGUCGGCUCGCCAAGUGGGCCAUAGAGCUAAGCGAAUACGACAUCGAGUAUCGGAACAGGUCGUCUGCAAAGUCUCAGGUGCUCGCAGAUUUCCUCAUUGAACUUCCCGUCGAAGCAACAAACGAGCCGACACUAGACGAAGUGUGGAUGCUGCACGUCGAUGGCUCGUCGUCUAAACACUGCUCGGGAAUAGGAAUCCGCCUCACCUCUCCCACCGGAGAAAUAUUGGAGCAAUCUUUUCGCCUGAACUUCCACGCCUCGAACAAUGAAGCGGAAUACGAAGCAUUGAUCGCCGGCAUACGACUAGCGCAGGGAAUUGGAGUUCGAAAGAUAAGAACCUUUUGCGAUUCACAGCUCGUAGCAUGUCAGUUCAACGGAGAAUACGAGGCGAAGGAUGGACGAAUGCGAGCUUACCUCAAAGUUUUCCGAGAGUUGGUGCAAAAAUUCGAUGAGUUCGAACUCACUCGCAUUCCCCGAGGAGAACACACCUCGGCCGACGCAUUGGCAGCACUCGCUUCGACCUCGGACCCGGACCUCCGGCGAACGAUCCCAGUCGAAUUCAUCGAACGUCCUAGCAUCGAAGAGGUGGAAGGAGUUCGGCUGAUAAAUCCUCCUGAACAAGAACAAGAGGACGACGAAGCCUUUCCUAUGGACGAAGACGCCUCACCGGCCGAGCCGGAGUACGGCUGCGACAAAGAAUGGCUCGGAGCUAUCCGAAUGUAUAUCGCCGUUGGAGAGGUGCCAACAGACAAAUGGGAAGCCCGCAAACUAAAAGCUCAGGCCACGCGGUAUGUCCUCGUCGAUGGCGAGGUGUUUAAGUGGAGAUUUUCAGGGCCUCUCAUGACAUGCGUCGAAGGACCGGAGGCAAGAAAGAUCAUGCACGAGGUGCACAGCGGCGCGUGCGGGAACCAUUCCAGCGGAAGGUCGCUCGCUAUCAAGAUUAAACGGCACGGCUACUUCUGGCCCACGAUGGUCAAGGACUGCGAGAAAUUUACAGCAAAGUGCGAGAAGUGUCAGCGGCACGCUCCAACAAUUCAUCAACCCACCGAGUUGCUCUCGUCAAUUUCAUCACCUUAUCCGUUCGAUAGACAUCGUCGAACCUCUACAUCGCUCGAAGCAGAAGCGUUUCCUGCUCGUCCUCACGGAUUACUUUUCCAAAUGGGUCGAAGCCGAUUCCUACGCAACAAAUCUACGCCAAGAUACCCUCAAGGGAAUGGACAAGCUGAAGCAGCCAACAAGACGAUCCUCGACGGUCUGAAAAAGAGGCUCGACGCCAAGAAGGGACGGUGGGCAGACGAACUCGAAGGAGUCCUUUGGUCUCAUCGAACAACUCCGCGCCGAGCCACCGGGGAAACUCCAUUCGCUUUAGUCUACGGAUCGGAGUGCGUAAUUCCCGCCGAGGUGGAUUUCCUUUGUAUUCGACGAAGACUUCUACCAGGACAGGAGGGCUUGAACCACUUAAUGAUGCUAGAUGAGCUCGACCUAAUCAACGAAAAGCGCGACAAAGCCUUAAUUCGAAUACAGAACUAUCAACAAGCAACGGCGCGAUACUACAACAAAAACGUUCGUAGCCAAAGAUUCAAAGCAGGGGAGCUCGUCCUCCGGAAGGUCUUCCAAAAUACUGCCGAGAAGAACGCAGGAAAGCUCGGAGCAAAUUGGGAAGGUCCUUACAAGGUCACAAAAGUGGUUCGUCUAGGAGUCUACGAACUCGCGACACUAGCUGACGAGGCGAUUCCAAGAUCAUGGAACGCAAUGCACCUGAAGAAAUAUUAUCACUAA
This is a messenger RNA of Eutrema salsugineum, 2337 nucleotides long. RefSeq lists its product as uncharacterized. Lineage: Eukaryota; Viridiplantae; Streptophyta; Magnoliopsida; Brassicales; Brassicaceae. The record is from RefSeq and is a predicted model, not a curated record. The transcript is spliced from 3 exons. Bases 1 to 2337 code for a protein of 778 amino acids. Gene Ontology annotation, molecular function: nucleic acid binding; RNA-DNA hybrid ribonuclease activity.